AUGACUGUAUCCUCAACCCUCAACUCAGUCUCUUGUGACCACUUCCUCUAUCUACUCGUCUCAGUGCCAGUACUUGUUCCUAGGACUGUAUCAGUUCAGGAGGUUUUACUUAAAAGUAUGAACCCUCACCGCCUGUUUCAGAUUCAAUUUCAAGGGUUUCUGGGCCCAAAUCAGCGCUUACCUUCCACCAACUACUCCCUCGGCUUGGCAACUAAUCUCUGCUACAGAUGA
Messenger RNA from Protopolystoma xenopodis, 231 nucleotides. Lineage: Eukaryota; Metazoa; Platyhelminthes; Monogenea; Polystomatidea; Polystomatidae. The record is from the annotation of a GenBank genome assembly.